CGCCGGACAGAAGCGCUGGUUUUGAAACCGUUUUUGGAUGAAUUGAAAGUUCUCUCGGAGGUUACGGUUGAUUCGCAAGUACAGUAUUAUGCUCAGCUGACUGUAAUACUCCAGAGAAAAACGAGAAUGAAGGUGAGUCAUAGUGUGUUUCUGGACGAGAAUAAUGGAAUGAGAGAACUUGUUGCUCUGCAUCUGCCGUCCGUGUCUUCAUAUCCAACUCUCAACAUGAUUUUGUAUAUCCCAGAAGCAAAUCAAAGUCCUCUACGUAUUCAAGAUUCCAAAG
Messenger RNA from Paraglomus occultum, 283 nucleotides. Lineage: Eukaryota; Fungi; Glomeromycota; Glomeromycetes; Paraglomerales; Paraglomeraceae. The record is from the annotation of a GenBank genome assembly.